Molecule: messenger RNA, 6267 nt
Organism: Talpa occidentalis (Iberian mole)
Lineage: Eukaryota; Metazoa; Chordata; Mammalia; Eulipotyphla; Talpidae
Gene: CLCN6
Product: chloride voltage-gated channel 6
Exons: 23
Coding region: 72-2684 (870 amino acids)
Biological process (GO): transmembrane transport; chloride transport
Cellular component (GO): lysosomal membrane; intracellular membrane-bounded organelle
Molecular function (GO): voltage-gated chloride channel activity
Source: RefSeq, a predicted model, not a curated record
AGUCACGUGAGCGCGAAUCCUGAGUGGGAGGGGGUUGGCCGAGGGGUCCGGGGUGCCAGUAAAGGAGAAAGAUGGCGGGGUGCAGGGGGUCCCUGUGCUGCUGCUGCAGGUGGUGCUGCUGCUGCGGCGACCGCGAGACCCGCACCCCCGAGGAGCUGACCAUCCUUGGAGAAACCCAGGAGGAAGAGGAUGAAAUUCUUCCAAGAAAAGACUAUGAGAGUUUGGACUAUGACCGCUGUAUCAAUGACCCUUACCUGGAAGUUUUGGAGACCAUGGAUAACAAGAAAGGCCGGAGGUAUGAGGCAGUGAAGUGGAUGAUGGUGUUUGCCAUUGGCGUCUGCACUGGGCUGGUGGGUCUCUUUGUGGACUUCUUUGUGCGCCUCUUCACCCAGAUCAAGUUUGGAGUGGUGCAAGCCUCGGUGGAAGAAUGUAGCCAGAAAGGCUGCCUUGCCUUGUCCCUCCUUGAACUCUUGGGUUUCAACUUGACCUUUGUCUUCUUGGCAAGCCUUCUGGUCCUCAUUGAGCCCGUGGCGGCGGGUUCCGGGAUCCCUGAGAUCAAGUGCUAUCUGAACGGAGUGAAGGUGCCCGGAAUCGUCCGCCUCCGGACCCUGCUGUGCAAAGUCUUUGGGGUGCUGUUCAGUGUGGCUGGAGGGCUCUUUGUGGGGAAGGAAGGCCCCAUGAUCCACAGUGGCGCGGUGGUGGGAGCUGGCCUGCCGCAGUGCCAGAGCAUCUCCUUACGGAAGAUCCAGUUUAACUUCCCCUAUUUCCGAAGCGACAGAGACAAGCGGGACUUUGUAUCGGCAGGGGCAGCUGCCGGAGUCGCUGCGGCUUUUGGGGCUCCCAUCGGGGGUACCUUAUUCAGUCUGGAGGAGGGCUCGUCUUUCUGGAACCAAGGGCUGACGUGGAAAGUGCUCUUUUGUUCCAUGUCUGCCACCUUCACCCUCAACUUCUUUCGUUCUGGGAUCCAGUUUGAAAGUUGGGGUUCCUUCCAGCUCCCUGGACUGCUGAACUUCGGCGAGUUUAAGUGCUCUGACUCUGAUAAAAAAUGUCAUCUCUGGACAGCUAUGGAUUUGGGUUUCUUCGUCGUGAUGGGGGUCAUUGGGGGCCUCCUGGGAGCCACAUUCAACUGUCUGAACAAGAGGCUUGCAAAGUACCGUAUGCGAAACGUGCACCCGAAACCUAAGCUCGUCAGAGUCCUGGAGAGCCUCCUGGUGUCCCUGGUCACCACCGUGGCGGUGUUCGUGGCCUCCAUGGUGUUGGGAGAAUGCAGGCCAAUGUCGUCUUCGAGUCAAAUCGGUAAUGGCUCAUUCCAGCUCCAGGUCAUAUCGGAAGACGUGAAUUCAAGCAUCAAAACCUUUUUCUGCCCCAAUGACACCUACAAUGACAUGGCCACGCUCUUCUUCAACCCCCAGGAGUCGGCCAUCCUUCAGCUUUUCCACCAGGACGGUACUUUCAGCCCCAUCACUUUGGCCCUGUUCUUCGUCUUCUACUUCUUGCUCGCGUGCUGGACGUACGGCCUUUCUGUCCCAAGUGGCCUUUUUGUGCCUUCUCUGCUGUGUGGAGCUGCUUUUGGACGUUUAGUUGCCAACGUCCUCAAGAGCUACAUUGGAUUGGGCCACAUCUAUUCGGGCACCUUUGCCCUGAUCGGUGCCGCAGCCUUCCUGGGCGGGGUCGUCCGGAUGACUAUCAGCCUCACGGUCAUCCUGAUCGAGUCCACCAACGAGAUCACGUACGGGCUUCCCAUCAUGAUCACCCUGAUGGUGGCCAAAUGGACGGGGGACCUUUUCAAUAAGGGCAUCUAUGACAUCCACGUGGGCCUGCGAGGCGUGCCGCUUCUGGAAUGGGAGACAGAGGUGGAGAUGGACAAACUGAGAGCCAGUGACAUCAUGGAGCCCAACCUGACCUACGUGUACCCGCACACCCGCAUCCAGUCCCUGGUCAGCAUCCUGCGCACCACAGUCCACCACGCCUUCCCCGUGGUCACUGAGAACCGCGGCAACGAGAAGGAGUUCAUGAAGGGCAACCAGCUCAUCAGCAACAACAUCAAGUUCAAGAAGUCCAGCAUCCUCACGCGGGCGGGUGAGCAGCGCAGACGCAGCCAGUCCAUGAAGUCCUACCCGUCGAGCGAGCUGCGGAACAUGUGUGACGAGCACGUCGCCUCCGAGGAGCCAGCCGAGAAGGAGGACCUGCUGCAGCAGAUGCUGGAGCGCAGAUACACUCCCUACCCCAACCUGUACCCCGACCAGUCCCCGAGUGAAGACUGGACCAUGGAGGAGCGCUUCCGCCCGCUCACCUUCCACGGCCUGAUCCUGCGCUCGCAGCUCGUCACGCUGCUCGUCCGGGGCGUCUGCUACUCUGAGAGUCAGUCGAGCGCCAGCCAGCCUCGCCUGUCCUACGCCGAGAUGGCCGAGGAUUACCCUCGCUACCCUGACAUCCACGACCUGGACCUGACCCUGCUGAACCCCAGGAUGAUCGUGGAUGUCACCCCAUAUAUGAACCCUUCGCCCUUCACUGUCUCACCCAACACCCACGUCUCCCAAGUUUUCAACCUGUUCAGAACCAUGGGCCUGCGGCACUUGCCGGUGGUGAACGCAGUGGGCGAGAUCGUUGGCAUCAUCACACGACACAACCUGACCACCGAGUUCCUGCAGGCCCGGCUGCGACAGCACUACCAGACCCUCUGAGGCUGCCUCACUGCCACACGCCAGCCCACCCACCCCUGGAGCUGCCAGGGUGGGCGGCUUGCCCUGUUCUGCCCCCACGGCUGGGGCUGUUCUGGGCACUCAAGAUUUCCAGCUGCCCCCUCGCUCAGAAAGCCUGCAGUCCCUGAGCGCGCUGCUCUGAGGCCUGGGACAGCGUGGGCCCGUCAUCAGUUUGGGCUUGUCUGACUCUCAGCAAGUGUCAUCCCCUUUCCUGCCCCCACGUCCCUACCAUCCAGUGUUGGCACAGGCCCCUCCCCUGACACGCCAGGACCAGAGGGGAAGUCAGCUCACCCCAGGAGGGUGACCCCAGAGCAGUUUUCCUACCCGCUUUGCUGCUUCCUCGGGACCCAGCUGUUGCCUUAAACCAUGACGGCCGUGGCUCUGGCCCGUUCCGACACUCGGGGGCCAGUUCCAAAGUCAGUGAAUGUCUCAACUUAGGAAUUGGCACCCAGAAACCUGUCCAGUCUUUGAGGUUCUCACUCGACAUCUCUGGCAAUGGAUUUUAGGGAGGUUUCUCCUGGAUGUGAGCUGGCACCCUGGGCUCCCCACGUCAUUUGAGUCUCCUUAAAACCACACCCUCCAGAAGCACAAAGCACCCAAGCCCCAUGGCCAGCUCUAAACCACAGGCCUAGCACCGGGGCAGGUGGAUGCCUGUCCUAACCUUUGACCCUGAAGCUUGCUCGCCUUCCCCCACUCAAGGCCACCCCUCGCGCUGCCCGGCUCGCCCUCUCCGUUGAAUUCCUAAACCUUCUUAAGUUUGACCUCUGUCUUCCCAGGGAAGCAGCCACAGCCCAGAGGACCUUGGCUUUACCCUCUAAGUCAACUAAAAGCAGGGCACCCCUAGAUAGAACUGCUUCGCUUGACUCGGGGAACGGUACGGGCAUUUAUGAUGGAAAGGGGGCUCCUAAAAGGUACGUGAUGUGGCUUGAAAAGCAUGUGCCUUGGUAAAGCAGGUGGCUCAUUUGAGGAAGAAGAAGAGGUGUCUGCCCUUCACAGGCAUCCCCACCACCCCCUGCCCCCGCCGCUGCUGGCCAGCCCCAGCCUGUGGGCGUGCUGGCCCCUGGGGUGCUCAGAAUGGGGGCUUCAGGCAGGUCUGCAGUGCUGCGGGGGCUGUGCUGGGGAGGGGAAGAUGCUUCCUGCCAGCGCAUGCUCUGAGGUUCUAGCAUUAAACACUGGGAGUCUCCCUCUGUCUUUCAGUGACUCAGUUUCCCUCCAGGCUGCUUGGUCUCUCCCCGCCCCCAGUAGGCUCCCUUGGGCAUCAGACAUUUCCCUUCUUUUCUUGCCCUCUGUGUGCACUGUGGCUUGUCAGCAUCUGGACACAGCCGCAGCCCUGCGGAGGGGCUUCGGGACCCAGGGGUGGUCAUUCACGCCAGGUGGUUUUUAUCAUGGAAGGGGCCUGAGGGGUCCUGUCCCUGAGGCACCUCUUUCCUCCCCUCUGCGGGGCCUGGGGUGUCAGGGCAUGCUGGGGCUUGGGGAGGGGGGCUCUGCACCCUUUCCACCUUAUUAUUCUUAUCAUCUUGAUCAAAAUUACUUUGAAUUCUAAAUGUCUCAGCAUCUCGGAAGCACUUACAUGCAAAAUGUGUAUGAAACAAUAAAUAGCUAGGAAAAUCCCAAGGACCAAAAAUGUUGCGACAGGAGCUUUGUCGCCUCUUUGCAGCACAACGCAGUGAGGGACACAGCAGUCGUGGAGCAGGUUGGCAAGGCCAGACUCUGCUUCUUGAGCAGAGAAGUUCUUGUGCCAUUGGUUGAAAGCACCCAGGCUGGUAAAGCUGACCGUGCGACAGUGGUAGGAGUACGGGCCGGAGGGUGGGAUAGGAAUGGGGGACAAGUUUUACAAGGGACAGGGAAGGGGACAUCACGACCCUCCAUCAAGAGCCAUUUGCGUCAGCAAAGUAUUUGAUGUUACCACAGGCAGAGCAUCCCAAGAUCACCGCGGAGACAGUCCCAUAAUCAGGUCAGCAGCGGCCUUGACGUCCCCGGGCUGCCGCCUGAUACGGGCUCUGCUCCGUAGGAGGUCUAGGAACGCUCUGCUGUGAUGUGUAGAUAGCAGAUAGGUCACAGUUGCCCAUGAGUGGCCAGCUAGUAGCCAGCUCAUGGGAACCCACACAAAAAGGCAAGCCCUGCCCCUCACUGUCCCUCCCUGUGUUUCUGUCCCUUUUCCUCCCCUGCGUCUCGCUGUGCGCAUCUCCCUUGCCUCUUAGUUUUAAGGCUGCGCUCAAAACUGGGCCACGUUGUUUCUUCCUUUUAUUAAGAAGGGGACCAAUGGCUGAAGCAUCAGAGAUGCUGAAUCCCCUCUUCCCGCCCUCCUGAGCUGCAGAACCAGAGGCCCAUGGGGUAGCUCCCCCCAAGGACCGCAGCCUCUGGGGUAGGUUCACCAGCCGCUGACUUCAGGCCUGCGUUGGGGAACGUGGCUGGAAUCCCUCCCUCCUGCACAUCCUGUUGUGUUUUGGUCACCAGAUCCUUGGCUUCCCUCGCCCCGGCAACAGUGGAAUGCAACCGCCUCCCUCCCCUGACCCAACUGGAGGCCAGGGAGGACCCAGGCCCCAGGAAAGGACAUUUCCUGUCCUCUGUUGGCCUCUGCCCUUUCCAGAUCAGCCCAAAGACAGCCGUUAGAGCAAAACCACUGGCAGCUUUGCGCCUUUGAUUUUCAUUAGAGACUGGCAUUUCCAACACCUCACCUCCAGCCUCCCCUUGCCACCUGGUGACAUGCACCCCAUAGAUAAAACUCACAGAGGGGGCUCCGGGGCUGGCUAAGGGGGUUCCUGUGUUUCGUCUUCAGCCUGGCAUUCAUGGUGGUGAUUGGGGGUGGGGCGCAGGGUCCUGUCCUGACUGGGCCCUUUGUGCCCUGGGGCUGAUUUGCUCACGAUCAUGUUGAACUAAGGUUCCUGGCUUGAAUGGAGCUUGCUCGACCCCCGGCAUCCCCUGCACGGGAGUGCUACUCUCAUGACCCUGGGGGUCUGUAUGCACCCGGGGGUCUCAGUGUUGCCCCAGCGGCCCCUGUGGACUCGCUGCUCAUUCACAGCAGCAGCUUCCCCCUCCUGUUUGCACUGUUUGUUUCUACAGUAAUGUUAGCUAAUUCCACCGUGUAUAUAAAUUGUAUUUUUUUUAAUUUGUAUAAUUCUAUUUUUAUUUGAACUUUUGGAACUCGGAGGUUCUCGUAACCAUAACAUGUCAGAAUAAAAUGUCGUCACGUCUCCUCUAGCCCUUUGUCUCUGCCGCUUUAGUGCAUACUGGACUUUUAUUUUACUGCCUCUUUUUCUAAUAUGGAAAACUUGCAAAGCUUGAGGGUAGCUUUAUAGCCUUGUUUCUCCUUCCACACCUCUCCCAGAGGAACACUUCCCAGGGCCACUCUCCACCUUCGUGAUCGGAACCAAUUCAGCCCUGUGAGUCUUAGCAAAACCCACAGAAUCACACCCUCCUGUUUCUGCCUUCAAAUGGACACUGGGAGACUUGUUUACUGAUCUCCCUCCUCCCGCGAGCGCCGCCCAUGUCGGCUGCUGCUCCCCACACCAGCUGGACAGUCAUCCGUUUGUGCUCCCGGCAGUGUCGUGCUGGGAGCUGGCCC